This is a messenger RNA of Ascochyta rabiei, 2157 nucleotides long. RefSeq lists its product as uncharacterized. Bases 1 to 2157 code for a protein of 718 amino acids. The transcript is spliced from 2 exons. Lineage: Eukaryota; Fungi; Ascomycota; Dothideomycetes; Pleosporales; Didymellaceae. The record is from RefSeq and is a predicted model, not a curated record.
AUGUCGACAAUUGCGACUGCACUGCCGCACAUCAACGGUACAGGUGUGGUAUCCGCAGAGGCUCAUCGCGAGGUCGACUUCUUGAGGCAGAUCCUGCAGAUACGCGACGAUGUGUUUGCUAGCAAACACCCGCGUAUACAUCUUCCACCCAAAGUAAUAGAACAGGUUGCACCACGUCCGCCGCAAACCACACCACCCAGCAGGCCUUCGACCAACGGCAUUGCGAAUGGCACCGGCGCCUCGCAGCUGUUCCCGCCACGCCCAGACAAUUCGCUACAACAGACCGCGCAAGCACACGAGUUUGUUUCCCCUACCCAGCCCAUACAGCGGCCCUACUCUGCCAAGUCCGCAUCUUCUGGCAUCGACCCGGUGUUGCUCACCAAGUCUGACCACUUGAUCAGGGCAGAGUUGCAGCUCAAGCGACAACAAAUAGAACGGCUUCUGAAAGACCAGUUCGACAAGAAGGGUCGAGGCAAUGACAAUGAGGAGCGCGAGGCCCACUUCAAUGUGGAGGAAUGCUUGAUCCAAGCCCAUCUUCGCGUGCCGCCCGUGUCUGGCUUACAGCCUACAACUAACAACAGUGACGGCGCCGAAUCGUUUGACGAGAACUCGUACUACUCUAGCAAAGCAGACAGUUGGUCUUCGGAAGAUGUUGAUGUCAACCAAACCUCUAUUGCUGAUGCCACAGGGUCACUUGUUUCUCAGGGAAAACAGCUUGUGAAGCAUGUUCUUGAUCAGUCCAGACCUAAUGAGCCUACUGUAAUCGACCUUGACGAGGAAGCUUAUGAGCCAACCGAUGAUAUAGAGAUCUAUGAGCCAGAGCAGGUUGAUCUUGGGGAUGACGCAGACGAGGAGGAUUACUCACCACCUCCGGCUGAUAUCGGCCCCAGUGAGCCUAGUAGAGGUCGAGCACGAGACCGUGGCUUUGGCAACGGCGAUGCAAACGGCUCCCGCCGUAAUAGCCCGUCAGGCCCAGCGCCGCCGCUACAAAAUCCUCGCAAACGGAGACGAGAAGAGAAGCGCCAGGAAAAACGGCGUGAACAACAAGCCAACAAGCGUGUCGUCCGUUCUCCUGAACCUUACAUCAAGGAGGAGCCUCAAUCACCGCCUCCAUUGGCAGAGUCGCAGCCUAGCAAACGUCGAGCUCUCCAGCCUCUUCCUAAUGAUAUCGAGAUGAUGUCGCCACGAGGAGAUACCAGGAUGCAGCCGGUCUACUACCGCGAAUACGACGAGCCGACCUCACCAACUGUGAUUCACGCACCCCAGCGAAGGCCACAACCUCAAGAGCAGGAUUUGAGGAGAGUGGCAAGUCUACAGUAUGCUCGACGCCCCUAUUCACCCGGCGGUAGCGGCGGUGAUGUCUAUGCAGCCCCUCCAGAAUAUCGUCCAAUCCGCGCUGCAUCCCAUGCAUACGCAGAUCGGCCGGAAGUACCAGUCUUCCGCGAACCUUCAACUCGCGCCUCAAUGGCGCCACGGUAUAUUCGUGAACGGUCGCGAUCACCGAUUUACGAACCUAUGCCCCCACCUCGCCGGAUUGUGGUGGAUCAGUAUGGCAACAAAUACUACGCAGCACCCGUCGACGCGAGAGAAUCAGCUGCGCCGCCUAGCAGGCGCAUCGAAGUUGACCCGUACUACGAGCGUGCCGUGACUCGAGAACCUACGAUGCGUGCGCCUGCUCGGUCUGACAUUUAUGAGGAUGAAAUCGGACAAAGAAUGCCUCCACCACCACCGCGGCGGUAUUUAGCGGCCGCCGAACCGGAACAUGUCGACGCGCGACCAUAUGGGCAAAGGGAGACGUCUCGUCGUCCUGUCGAGGUCGAAUAUCGUCCUCAAGAGCUCAUCGAGCGCCGGCCAGUGUCACAAUACGAGGACAUGGGUCCACCGCAGUACAUGCCAUCUCGCGCAUACAGCGUCCGCCCAGAGGUUGUGCGAAGGGAAGUUCCUGAGGGCUACGUCCGUCAUGAAAGCAUUCAACCAGGUUCUGUACGUGCAUCAGCACAACCUCGUUAUCGUGAGGUGAGCAUCGCUCAUCCAGAAGCUUCGGAUCGAUAUGUCAUGGCUCCACCUCAAAGUCGGCGAUAUGUUGAGGAAGGGCCUGUUGAAGUCGCACCAGAGUCUUAUCCGGCUGUGCCGCGACAUGUAAGCUAUCGUUAUUGA